AUGCCGUUAACUACUUACAACAACGGCUAUCAUACGGGUACCUAUGUACCGCCCACCGGUUCACCUGAAUCGCCGCCGUUCAAUGCACAGUCGGUCUGGGGCACAAUCCUCUGCGAAGGUAACACGGUGACACCCACCCUCGACGCCAAGAUUGAAAAGGGCUUCUUCUUCUCAAGCGACCACGUAUGGACCUGCUAUCGGCGGAACUACUUUGCUGUGAAUGUGUCGUAUCAACUCUCGCCAUGGACGCCCAACGGACGUCUGUACCUAGAUCAGGGCAAUGGCAAGCAAAGCGAGCAAAUACAGUCGAUGGCUGUUUCUCUUGGAGCUGCUGUGGACGGAGCAUCGGGAAAGACGAUUGAGCUGAUUCAGCAUACCCCAAAGCGCGACAAAGGCCCCCAGCUAGCCAUGAAGAAGGAGCUGCUGGCACCGACACCACCAGGCAAAAGUCAUGAGCACGGUAGUUAUGCCCUUAACAACUUCCAUCAAACCUCGGCUGUAGCAGGCCCUCAUCUUCCGCUGCAAAGCGAGAACGAGUCGUCGCAGCAAUACUCUCCCACAAGCCAUGGUAGUAGCAACUACCAGCAUUCGUUUGAGCGCAUCCAGUUCAAAUCGGCAACGGCCAACAACGGCAAGCGUCGGGCACAACAACAGUACUACCAUCUGAUUGUAGAGCUGUGGGCGAAUGUACAGAAGCCGCAGGAGGAUGGGCCAAGGUGGGUCAAGGUGGCAGCUCGCUUGUCCCAGCCGGUCGUUGUCCGGGGACGGUCGCCCAGUCAUUACCAGAACGAAGGCCCGCACAAUGCCAGUACAUCCAGAGGUGCACCUGGCUCAGGCUUGGGUGGCAGUGGCCACCAUGGGUUGGGAUCCAACGGCCGCACGUCCUACUCAAGCUACAGCAACGCCAUGUCUGGCAGUGGUACGACAGGCAUGGGCGGGAGCAUGUAUCGUGGCAACACAUACUCGCUGGACCCAAGUCCGGUUGGCAGCCAUUCAAUCAGUUCAUCAAGCUCCUUGAGUGGGGGAAACAUUCAAGGAAUCGUUGGUGACCAACAGAUGGUUGAGGACGGUGACAGCAAGAUGAUGGACACGACGCCGCAUGAAUACUCGUACUACCCGGUGACCAUCUAUGAGAGCACCUCGAGCAAGUUUGAAGGCACACUUCCGCCACCAGAUCGUAGGGUUAAGGAAGAAUAUCCCAGUGGUGCGUGGCAAGUGGGAGGAUGCGGCCGAUUUCAAGGCAUAGAAAGUAGCCGCGGCUACUACCCUGACGUUCAGACGCACACGUAUUGA
Messenger RNA from Bipolaris oryzae ATCC 44560, 1293 nucleotides. RefSeq lists its product as uncharacterized. The record is from RefSeq and is a predicted model, not a curated record. Bases 1 to 1293 code for a protein of 430 amino acids. NCBI's taxonomy places the organism in Eukaryota, Fungi, Ascomycota, Dothideomycetes, Pleosporales, Pleosporaceae. The transcript has a single exon. Gene Ontology annotation, biological process: meiotic cell cycle; positive regulation of transcription by RNA polymerase II. Gene Ontology annotation, molecular function: DNA binding; DNA-binding transcription factor activity. Gene Ontology annotation, cellular component: nuclear chromosome.